This is a messenger RNA of Nanorana parkeri, 2054 nucleotides long. It is a transcript of the gene CDKL2, whose product is annotated as cyclin dependent kinase like 2. Gene Ontology annotation, cellular component: nucleus. The coding region runs from base 21 to 1745 and encodes 574 amino acids. Gene Ontology annotation, biological process: protein phosphorylation. The transcript has 12 exons. The record is from RefSeq and is a predicted model, not a curated record. Gene Ontology annotation, molecular function: cyclin-dependent protein serine/threonine kinase activity; ATP binding. Lineage: Eukaryota; Metazoa; Chordata; Amphibia; Anura; Dicroglossidae.
CUGCUACAUAGACUAACAAGAUGGAGAAGUAUGAAAACCUGGGUCUUGUUGGAGAAGGCUCCUAUGGUAUGGUGAUGAAGUGCCGGCACAAGGAAACUGGCAGGAUUGUCGCUAUCAAGAAGUUCCUGGAAAGUGAAGAUGACAAAAUGGUUAAGAAAAUAGCAAUGAGAGAAAUUAAAUUACUAAAGCAAUUGCGCCAUGAAAACCUGGUAAAUUUAUUAGAAGUGUGCAAGAAAAAGAAACGGUGGUAUUUAGUCUUUGAAUUUGUGGAUCGGACAGUGCUUGACGACCUUGAACAGUUUCCCAGUGGAUUGGACUUCAACCGAGUACGAAAGUAUUUGUUUCAGAUUAUCAGAGGAAUUGGAUUUUGCCACAGUCACAAUAUUAUCCAUCGGGACAUAAAGCCAGAAAACAUAUUGGUGUCCCAUUCUGGGGUGGUAAAAUUGUGUGAUUUUGGAUUUGCUCGUACAUUGGCUGCCCCGGGGGAGGUUUACACAGAUUACGUGGCCACACGAUGGUACAGAGCACCAGAGCUUUUGGUUGGGGACAUCAAAUACGGAAAAGCUGUUGAUAUAUGGGCAAUUGGUUGCUUGGUAACAGAAAUGCUGACUGGAGAACCACUUUUUCCUGGAGAUUCGGAUAUUGAUCAAUUAUACCAUAUCAUUAAAUGCCAAGGUAAUCUUACACCACGACUUCAGGAUCUCUUCUAUAGGAAUCCACUAUUUGCUGGAGUGACCUUGCCAGAAAUUAAAGAGGUCGAACCUCUUGAAAGACGAUAUCCUAAGCUUUCUUCUGUCAUAUUAGAUGUAGCCAAGAAUUGCUUACAAAUUGACCCAGACAAGAGGCCACCCUGCGUGACCUUGCUGCAGCACGAUCUGUUUAAGAAAGAUGGCUUCUCUGAAAGGUACUCUCAGGAAAUCAGUGCAAAAGUUCAGAAGCUUUCCAAAGAUAUUCAAUCACAACCUAAGAAACCAAAAAACGUUAAGAAAGAAAAAGAUGAUUACCCAGGUGAAAAGAAAGCCCUGGCACUACAGGAUUUCAAUAUUGAUCACAAAGUGAAGGAGACUAAGCCUUUAAAGGUGAAAAUAAUUAAAAUGGAUUCAGAAAAAGCUGAGAGGACCGAUGGGGCAUCUAAUGCUAGUGGUUUAUUUACUGGAGCCACUAAUCAGGGCAGGAUGGUACCUCACGUCACACUAAAAGAGUCAAGCAACAGCCUAGAUCACCAUAAAAGCCCAGUUGGAAUAAUUCCUCCAAUAAGCUACAACCUCACUGCCAUCUCUCCGUAUUUAUCUUCCAAUGCCACUGCAUCAUCUGGCUCCAGUCAUGUUAGUUUCAGGGGAGAAGAAAAGGGUAAAAUGUUUGUAAGCAGUUUCAAAAUAAAUGGAGGAAGAACUUCACAAGGAAAUCCUUAUAAUCCAAAUCUUUCAAGUCUGGUUGCCAAUGAAAAGAGCCUUCUUCAACUAAACAAGAAAAAAUGGGAGUUUUCACGAGCCGACAUGAGGCUGCCAGAGUUGAGCUAUGGUCAUUUACCAGAACUUAAAGGCACAGAAGGAUGUAACUUCUAUAGUGUUCGCAGUUCAAAGUUGGGAAAGAAAGAGAACAAGACAAUCCCAGACUCCCGCAUCCCUUCUCUUGCUACAGUUGAUACACAUAAUUCAAACACAACCUUACCGCAGUUUUCUGUGAACGUAUUACAGGACACCCUGGAUAUCUCAGAAGCAAAUUUUCCACCUGUAGAACAUUAAAAAACAUUUAAAAUAAGUUCACUUGACUAGAACAGCAUGGAUCCUACCAAUUUACAUCAACUGCUGUAAUGUAAAAUCAAUGUUCCUAAAUUACGAUCAUCACGAAACAUCUGGGACCUUAUUUUGGAUACCAAAUGCUAAUCAAUUCAGCAUAUCAUUAUAGAACUGAUUUUAAAAGACAUUAUUUUACUGAAUGCUGCAUGGGGGAUGACAUUUUGGAUGCCUCUGACUAAUGACAAGUCAACAUUUUUUUUUACUUUUGUAUAUUUAAAUAUGCAUAACGGCAAGAAGCUUGCAGCUAGAAACAAC